AUGACAACUAUCUUGGGCGAGCUAAAAAAUCAAUAUGAUCCCGAGAAGAAAUGGCUUAAGUGUAGUGAUACUCUGACACCUAGUUCCUGCAAAGAAGCCAUAGAAGGCAAAUGUGAAGAAUGUACAUAUCAGAAUUGGAUGGAUUUUUUGCUAUGUCAUUAUCACAAGAAACAUUCCCAUGGGUAUUCAGGUAAUGAUGCAACUGACUGUGAGGCGUCAUGUAAACAAGUAUAUGAGAAAUGUUGUGCUAAAGAUACAUCUUUAUGGGGAUUUUUGCAUAAUAAGACUGAAUUAAAAAAUCUAUUGAAAUUAUAUUAUUUUGGACAAACUUGUGGAGAUAUUCAGCCAAUAUUGCUUGACCACCAGAAACCAGAAUAUAAAAAAGCUUGCCAAUUUGUUAAUGAGUGCCUUCAUAUAUUUCGAGAAUUAAAGGAAAAGUAUUGUCCAAACAAAACUUUUAAAGUUGUAACGGGCAAAAAUGGAACCCCUGGGAAUUUUAGUUCUAGUCCUGUAUGUUAUCAAUUAGAACAAUUUUUUGACAAAUAUCAAACUACUCUUUAUCAGUCUUUAGAAGGAAAACAAAAAGGAAAUCACAAUAAAAUGUCAUCCCUAGAGGAACACCCAGACGCAGCUCGAGUCAGAUGUGACGUAAGCGAGGACUUAUAUUACACUCCAUUCUUUAAAAUAUUCAAAUAUAACAGUCGUCGGCUUACCACAUUUGGAAGUAUCGUUUUUGUAAUUUUUUUCAUACUUUUCAUGAUACUGAUGAUGCAUAUUCUGUUUAAGUUCACCCCGAUUGGAGAUGCGAUCAACCCACGAAGGGCCCAUGUCAGAAGGAAAUGGAGAGACAUACAAGGCGAAAAUUACUACCCGAAUAGUAUGGGCUACUAUGGUGAUGGUAGUACGUAUAGUGACAGUAGUAGGUUUGGUGAAAGUAGUACGUCUGAUGGAAUUAGUAUGUCUAAUGAAGGUAGUACGUUUUAUUAUAGUGCGCCUGAUGGAAGUAGCAUGUCUAAUGAAGGUAGUACGUUUUAUUAUAGUGCGUCUGAUGGAAGUAUUAGUAGCUUCGGUGAGAGUAAUGAAUCCGAAGGGAGUACUACGCUGGAUGGGAGUACCACGUCUGAUUCGAGAAGUACGUUUAAUUAUAGUUCGUAUGAUGACGGGCCAACGUCCACAGAUAGCAGUUUUAGCCUUAGUUAUCGAUCAGCGAGGCAUUAG
Plasmodium inui San Antonio 1 is the source of this 1218-nucleotide messenger RNA. RefSeq lists its product as hypothetical. The transcript is spliced from 4 exons. The coding region runs from base 1 to 1218 and encodes 405 amino acids. Lineage: Eukaryota; Apicomplexa; Aconoidasida; Haemosporida; Plasmodiidae. The record is from RefSeq and is a predicted model, not a curated record.